AUGUCGUCACCUCCCCAGUAUGGAACUUGCCCGCAAGACGAGAGCAACCUUCGUUUGGACCUACAGCUUCCCCUGCCAUUCACUCAGCAGAUAUUGAUGCCGUUUGAUCUUCGAGAACAUCCAUCAAAAUUCCUGGAGCCUCCGAAUAACAAACUCCUUGAUAUAUUUCCAGGAACUCAGGCAGUCGAAUUAAACGAUCGAGUAUGGUUGGACAACGGGCAGAGGAGGAAUGUACCCGCUGUCAACAAAAAGAGGGGCCAUUCGCCUAUUGCGUUGUCAUUGGUGCUCCUGGUUGGCCAAAAGAGUGUGCUAACUGCCACUGGGGCGGCCAUGCCCAUCGAUGCUCCAGGUUGA
Penicillium concentricum is the source of this 354-nucleotide messenger RNA. RefSeq lists its product as uncharacterized. Bases 1 to 354 code for a protein of 117 amino acids. The transcript has 2 exons. NCBI's taxonomy places the organism in Eukaryota, Fungi, Ascomycota, Eurotiomycetes, Eurotiales, Aspergillaceae. The record is from RefSeq and is a predicted model, not a curated record.